GUCCUCCUCCCUCUGCUUGAGCUCACCUCCCUCCUCUCCCUCCUCUACGUCUUAUACCCUCGCAGCCACAGCAUCAUGAAGUUCUCGACGCUCGCCUCGGGCCUCGUCUCGGCCGCCAGCCUCGCCGCCGCGCAGCUGCAGCUCGCCGCCAACGGCACAAUCUCCAAGGGGCCCUUCCCGGCGGACCUCAACGGCUCCAACUUCACGUACCCGUGGCCCGUCAACGUCUUUUCCUUCCAGAGCCAGCAGCAGCAGCUGCAGAUGGCCUUUAUGGACGUCAAGCCCACCUGCGCGCCCAACGGCCAGACCGCCGUCGUGCUGCACGGCAAGAACUUCUGCGGCCCGACGUGGAACGACACCAUCGUGGCCCUCGCCGGCGCGGGAUACCGCGUCAUUGCGCCCGACCAGGUGGGCUGGUGCAAGAGCUCCAAGCCGGACAACUACCAGUUCAGCCUCAACCAGCUGGCCUUCAACACGCGCGGCCUGCUCAACACGCUGGGCAUCGGCAACAUCACGCUCAUCGGCCACUCGGUCGGCGGCAUGCUCAGCACGCGCUUUGCGCUGCAGUACCCGCAGACGAUUGACCGCCUGGUGCUGGUCGACCCCGUCGGCCUGGAGGACUAUGUGGAAAAGGGCGUGCCGUACGUGUCCAUCGACUACGACAUCGCCGCCGAGGCCGCGCAGACGUUCGACGCCAUCAAGGCCUACGAGCAGGCCAUCUACUACGUCGGCCAGUGGCAGGACUCGUACACGGUCUGGGUCACGAUGCUGACCAACAUCUACUACGGCUCGCGGCGCGCGCAGUUCAUCAAGAACCAGGGCCAGAUCGUCGACAUGGUGCUCACCUCGCCCGUGGCCCACUACUUUGGCGACAUUGUGUCCAAGACGCUGCUCAUCGUCGGCGACGAGGACCACGUCGCCAUUGGCUCCAACUGGGCCUCGCCCGAGGUCGCCGCCACGCUGGGCCACUUCAACGUGCUGGGCCCGCAGGUCUGCGGCGAGAUCCCCGACUGCACGCUGUACCAGUUCCCGACGCUGGGCCAUGCGCCGCAGAUUUCGGCCCCGUCCAACUUUACAAAGGUUGUGCUUGACUGGCUGAAGGAGUGAAGAGGAGGUGUUGAAUGAGUGAGGAUUUGGUAGAAAUGGAGGCGUUGAUGCCUUUUUUUAAUGCACAUGUAUAUAUGGUAUAUAUAUCAAUGAGCCUAAUGACGAUUUGUAGACUUGAUUUAUUGCUCUUGAUAUAAUUGGUUAUGAGAAAAGAAGCUCCAUCUUCUUUCAAUAAGCUAUUUACUUCUCGUUUCAGUGUAUUUGUAUAUAUGAGCGUGUAUGCGCAUAUCAAGGUGUAUAUGCUAAAUUCAGUAGCAAACACUUGUACAAGAUCAAUCAUCUCUUCUUUAUAUACUAUAAUCAGUCUGAUUGGCUCUCUUGAUAGAUAAAAGUAGACGCAUUGUUUUACAGCACCAAUUGAAGCCUUCACUUCAUCCCAACCUCUCUUUGUGACCUCAUCUGAACAUGUCCCUUUCAAGUCAACACCACCCAUACUUCAACUCCCGUUCACUUUCACCACCUCACCACUCCCAUUCAAAAACCCCCAUCUUCAUCCUCCUCAUUUUUCUUUGUCUUCCCCCCCUUUCCAUCUCUUUCAUCUCCCCUUCAUACAAUCAGCUUCAACCAAUAUAUACAAAAAAAAAACAUCUCAACAACACCAUCUUUCCUCAAACUCGCACCAAAAUCCAUCAUGACUUCUCUCUUCCAACUCUCCCCCUUCCUGCUCCUCAUCCUCCUCUACGGCCUCUGCCCGCAACACUUCCCCCCCUCGGCAGCAACAACCAGCUUCUUCAUCCUCUACGCCAUCGCCGCCCAGCUCAUCAUCCACCGCGCAUCGACAAUCUCCGUCCUGCACAGCCUCAGCAUCAUCCUCCUCAGCGCGGCGCACUUGGCCGUGGCGGCAAUCUACACGCUCUAUUAUACAGUCCAGGCAGUCAUGCGCGCGAGAAGCGCCCUCUUUGCGUAUUUCGAGAGAGUGCACCGGCAGAUUCACCAGUUGGCGAAUUUAACAGGCAUGAGACUCAAUCGUGUGCCGGCGCCGACUUGCUUGACUCUUGGGCUGGAUAUCCUCCGCGACGAUCAAAGUACCUUUUCGGAGACAACUUCGGCCUAUUCUUC
Molecule: messenger RNA, 2166 nt
Organism: Trichoderma atroviride IMI 206040
Lineage: Eukaryota; Fungi; Ascomycota; Sordariomycetes; Hypocreales; Hypocreaceae
Source: RefSeq, a predicted model, not a curated record